Molecule: messenger RNA, 332 nt
Organism: Prorocentrum cordatum
Lineage: Eukaryota; Dinophyceae; Prorocentrales; Prorocentraceae
Source: the annotation of a GenBank genome assembly
GGGGCCGGCCCGCGGGGAGCCUCUGCGAGGGCGACGGCGCCGCCGGGCACGCGGGCAGCGAGCGGAGGCUCGACGCCGCGGGCGCGGACGAGAGCGCGAGCCCAGGCCACUCGGCAGGCAGCGGGGCACCGGGCGCCCCGAGCCAGACCUCGGACCCCGAGGACCUUGUGCUCCUCAGCGAGGCCGCGGCGCCCACCCCCAGCGGGAGCAGCAGCGGCAGCGUCAGCGGCGGGCACUCGGCCAACGACGGCGGCUUGCACCUUCAGGACGGCGCCGCGGGCGCCGACGGCUCGCGAGAGGUGCCGGGCUUACCCUCCGCCGCCGACGAGGCG